AUGCCUCCGACUGUUUCUCUCUCUGCAAAACAGCAACAAUAGCUAGCCAACUACUGGCGAAACGCAACGUAUGGCAUCAAUCAACUCCUCUCUAUUCUUCUCCAGACAAUACACCGUUUUUGUCUCUGCUAACAUACGCUCCCUCUGCUCUCUUCCUUAUCCAUAACCCACUCCUUAUUCAGUCUUUAGCUUAAGCAUUUAUUCAUUUCCUCUCUUUAACAAACCAAAACUGGUCUUUACUGUAUGGCUUUGAUCCUUUUUCUACUGUUUAUGGUGCUCUGCGCACCGUUUUCAACGUUCGCUGUUGACCGAAGCCUUGAAAAUUUAUCUGAGAUUGAAGCUUUGACAUCCUUCAAAUUAAGUCUUCAUGAUCCACUUGGAGUGUUGAAUGUUUGGGAUUCUUCAACUCCGGCAGCUCCGUGUGACUGGCGUGGAGUCACUUGCGCUGACAACCGAGUCAGCGAACUCAGGUUACCUCGGCUUCAACUCGGUGGGCCACUCACUCACCACCUUGCUAAGUUGCGCAUGUUGCGGAAGUUAAGCCUUAGGUCGAACUUCUUCAACGGGACUAUCCCUACCUCGCUUUCUCAAUGCACCCUUCUACGCGCUGUCUUCCUGCAGUACAACGCACUCUCUGGCAGCCUCCCUGCAAAUAUCGGUAAUCUCACCAAUCUUGAAAUUUUGAACGUCGCUCAAAAUCGUCUCUCCGGAGAGAUGGCUGUUGAUCUCCCGAGAAAUCUCAAGUAUUUAGAUCUCUCGUCAAAUGCAUUCUCUGGCUCGAUACCGAAGACCAUUGCUAACUUGUCUCAGCUUCAGCUGAUUAAUUUAUCGUAUAAUCAGUUUUCUCGAGAGAUUCCAGCAGGUUUGGGUGCACUUCAAAACUUACAGUAUCUUUGGCUGGACUUUAAUUUGUUGGAGGGAACUUUGCCGUCAGUAUUAGCUAACCUUUCAUCACUUGUGCAUUUGAGUGCUGAAGGCAACGCACUUGGGGGAGUGAUCCCCGCAGCUAUUGGAUCUCUACCUAAGCUCCAGGUGGUCUCACUCUCACAGAAUAAUCUCUCUGGGAAGGUUCCAAUGUCAAUGUUUUGCAAUGUCUCGGCUUAUCCGCCGUCGAUUAGGAUGGUGCAGUUAGGGUUUAAUGCAUUUACGGACGUGGUUGGGCCCGAGACGGGAUUUUGUUAUAGUGUUGUGCAAGUUCUGGAUCUUCAACAUAACCGGAUUCGGGGGAGUUUUCCAUUGUGGUUAACGUCAAUAUUAUCUUUGACUGUGUUGGAUGUUUCGAGUAAUUCGCUUUCUAGUGAUAUUCCAGCUGAGAUUGGGAAUCUGUCAAGAUUGGAGGAGUUGAGGAUGGCCAAUAAUUCUUUCAGUGGUGUGAUUCCAGUUGAGAUUAAGAAAUGUAGGUCGUUAAGUGUUCUUAAUCUUGAAGGGAAUCGAUUUUCAGGGGAGAUUCCCUUGUUUCUGGGUGACAUGAGAGGGUUAAAGGGUCUAACACUUGCUGGAAAUCUCUUCUCGGGUUCACUUUCAAUGAGUUUUCGCAAUCUUUCAGAGCUUGAGACCUUAAACUUGAGACACAAUAAUUUGAGUGGAAGCUUGCCAGAGGAGCUAAUGGGAAUGAGCAAUUUGACCAGUUUGGACCUCAGUGAGAACAAUUUUUCUGGUGAGAUUCCAGCAAGUAUUGGGAAUUUGAGUCGGUUAAUGGUUUUUAAUCUGAGUGGUAAUGCUUUUUCAGGGCGAUUGCCUCCUAGCUUGGGAAAUCUUUUAAAGUUAACCACUCUUGAUUUGAGCAAGCAGAAUCUGUCUGGCGAGUUGCCAUUUGAGCUUGCUGGCCUGCCAAAUUUACAAGUCAUUGCUUUGCAAGAAAAUAAGUUAUCUGGAGAUGUUCCUGAAGGGUUUAGUAGUUUGGUGGGUUUGCGAUAUUUGAACUUAUCUUUCAAUGGGUUCUCUAGUAAAAUUCCGGAGACAUUUGGUUUUCUUCGUUCACUGGUUGUUCUGUCAUUGUCUAAUAAUAACAUUUCUGGGUUGAUUCGACCAGAGCUUGGCAAUUGCUCUGAUCUUGAAGCUCUAGAGCUCCGGUCAAAUUUUUUGACUGGCCACAUUCCAGCUGAUUUCUCUCAUCUUUCAAAUUUGAACGUGCUUGAUUUAGGUAUGAACAAUUUAACGGGGGAACUUCCAGAAGAAGUCUCAAAAUGCUUUUCUUUAAGAUCUUUGUUAGUGGACGCCAAUCAUCUUUCAGGAAGCAUACCAGACUCAUUGUCCAAUUUAUCAAACCUCAGAGUGCUGAAUCUCUCAAGUAACAACCUGAGUGGAGAGAUUCCAGCUAAUCUUACACGGAUUUCUGGACUUUUAUACUUCAAUGUCUCAAGUAAUAAUUUAAAGGGUGAGAUUCCAGCAUUGCUGGGUUCCAGGUUUAAUGAUCCAUCAGCAUUUUCAAAUAAUCAAGAUUUAUGUGGAAAGCCAUUGGGCCAGAAAUGCGAGAACACAACAGAUAAAAACAGGAGGAAGAGGUUGAUUAUGUUGAUAGUUAUGGUUGCAAGUGGUGCUUGCCUCUUGGCAUUGUGUUGUUGUUUCUAUAUUUUUAGCUUCUUGCGGUGGCGCAAGAAGCUAAAAGAAGGUGCAGCUGCUGAGAAAAAACAUAGUCCAGCUAGAGCUAGCUCAAGAACAAGUGGGGGUCGUGGCAGCACAGAUAAUGGAGGGCCAAAACUGGUUAUGUUUAACAACAAGAUAACACUUGCAGAAACAAUUGAAGCAACUAGGCAGUUUGAUGAAGAGAAUGUGCUUAGUAGAACACGAUAUGGUCUCGUUUUCAAGGCUUGCUAUAAUGAUGGGAUGGUGCUCUCAAUUCGCCGCAUACCAGAUGGAUCACUGGAUGAAAAUAUAUUUAGAAAAGAAGCUGAAUUCUUAGGCAAAGUAAAGCACCGGAAUCUGACAGUGCUUCGUGGCUACUAUGCGGGAUCACCUGAUUUAAGGCUCCUAGUCUUUGACUACAUGCCCAACGGAAAUCUUGGAACCCUUCUUCAAGAAGCAUCACACCAGGAUGGCCAUGUCUUGAAUUGGCCAAUGCGCCAUCUCAUAGCUCUUGGCAUUGCUCGUGGCUUGUCCUUCCUACACACAUCCAACAUGGUCCACGGAGAUAUCAAGCCUCAAAAUGUUCUCUUCGACGCUGAUUUUGAAGCUCAUUUAUCUGAUUUUGGGCUUGACCGUCUUACAGUCCCAACCCCAGCAGAAGCUUCCAGUUCUACAACAUCAGUUGGUACAUUGGGUUAUGUCUCUCCAGAAGCAAUACUAACAGGAGAAACCACAAAAGAAUCAGAUGUGUACAGUUUUGGUAUAGUAUUGCUAGAGCUACUAACAGGCAAAAGGCCACUGAUGUUCACGGAAGAUGAGGAUAUAGUAAAAUGGGUGAAGAAGCAACUACAAAAGGGCCAAAUCACAGAACUACUAGAGCCUGGCUUGCUUGAGCUUGAUCCUGAAUCAUCAGAAUGGGAAGAGUUCUUGCUUGGAGUGAAAGUGGGGUUACUGUGUACCGCACCAGACCCUCUUGAUCGACCAACAAUGUCGGACAUCGUGUUCAUGUUAGAAGGUUGUCGUGUUGGUCCUGAUAUUCCCUCAUCAGCCGAUCCAACCUCUCAACCUUCACCCGCAUAAUUUCAUAAAUUGUUAGUUGCAAGAAAUUAACCUUUUCUUUUUUUCUUUUUAAAUUUCAAAAUGUAACAGUAGGUUCCCGGAGUGUCGUUAUUUUAUCCCUU
This is a messenger RNA of Mangifera indica (mango), 3746 nucleotides long. RefSeq names its product probable LRR receptor-like serine/threonine-protein kinase At4g36180. Lineage: Eukaryota; Viridiplantae; Streptophyta; Magnoliopsida; Sapindales; Anacardiaceae. Gene Ontology annotation, molecular function: protein kinase activity; ATP binding; protein binding. Bases 244 to 3645 code for a protein of 1133 amino acids. The transcript has a single exon. The record is from RefSeq and is a predicted model, not a curated record. Gene Ontology annotation, cellular component: plasma membrane. Gene Ontology annotation, biological process: protein phosphorylation.